GUUGCCAUAACCUGUCGUCUCUACAAUAAUAAUAAAAUAAUUUAUCUCUGUGAUUUGUCACACCGAAAUAUGGGAGAAGUAUCGAAUUAUCGAGUGCAAUGUUCUCAACAAAAAAGAGAUUAAUCGAGCGAACGGGUUACAACAACGUGGGGAGAUACGACUAUCUGAAAUUACUGUCAACAGAAUUCAAAACAACAUCAUCCACAGAUGGAAAACGUCAAGUUCUUGGAAACCUAGCCAAUUUUGCUUACGAUCCAGUUAAUUACGAGUACAUCCGGCUAUUGAAUAUAAUUGAUCUGUUCUUAUGCGUUCUCUCAGACUCUGACAGGAUUCUAGUACGAUUUUCUAUUGGAGGAAUAUGUAAUUUAUGCUCUGAUCCCAUAAACAAAGAGUAUAUUUUACGUAAUCGAGGAGUGGCCCUGGUAUUCUCAUUAUUACAAUCGCCCGAUGAGGAAACUGUCCUGUCAGCAAUAACCACGUUAAUGUUUUUAAUAACAGAUGCUUCGAGGAGUGAAAUUAUAACUCCAGCUGUUAUUGGACAAUUGGAGAUAUUCAAAAAUUCGACGAAUAAGAGAAUCCAAAAUUUGGCGAUAAUUUUUUUGAGGGAUCAUUGCGGCGAGAAUUAAUUACAUUUAUUACUCCACGAAUUUCGGAUCAAUCAAAAUGAUUCAACGAAUCAAUUUUUCCAGAGGAUUGAUUAGGGGUUAUUUUGC
Messenger RNA from Fopius arisanus, 713 nucleotides. Its product is annotated as armadillo repeat-containing protein 7. The transcript has 3 exons. The record is from RefSeq and is a predicted model, not a curated record. NCBI's taxonomy places the organism in Eukaryota, Metazoa, Arthropoda, Insecta, Hymenoptera, Braconidae. The coding region runs from base 99 to 626 and encodes 175 amino acids.